Molecule: messenger RNA, 4269 nt
Organism: Naegleria fowleri
Lineage: Eukaryota; Heterolobosea; Eutetramitea; Acrasida; Naegleriidae
Exons: 4
Coding region: 1-4269 (1422 amino acids)
Cellular component (GO): membrane
Source: RefSeq, a predicted model, not a curated record
AUGACACCAAACAACAACAACAAAUUCCGAGUGAAUAGCGGUGCGAUGAACGACAACAAUCCUUCCAUCACCACCACCACCACUGCUCAACCACAAGACCACCACGAUUCAUCAAACACAAUCACCACCACCACUACCACCUCCUCUUCAUCCACCUCCUCUCCCAUCAUUUAUUCCAGCAAUCCCUAUGAUGGAGGAGUUACUGCAACAACAACAACAACAACCACAACUCCUAAUAUUGCGACUCGAAUUAACAAUCACAAUGAUGAUGAGGCUUUUAUUGAAUUAGAAGAAUAUUCUUUACCAUCCCGACCAUCCACUCAUUGCGUCGGCGGUGAAGAAGAAUAUCAUCACAACGAUCAUGAUGUACCACUUGAUUCAUCCACACUUUCAACGCCACUCAGACUUGACGAUGAUGAUGGUGCUGUUCCAAAUUUAGCCUCAACAACUCAACUUGAUGAUUCGAGUCAAUUAUAUAUGAUGAAUACAAAAGGCAAUAGUAGCAAAAAUAGUGCUGCUACCACAACGACCACUACGAGGAGUAGUAAUACAUCCUCAUCUUCUUCAUCGACUUCCUCUCAUCAUCAUGACGUGGUGACAUUGACAAAAGAAGAAUAUGAACUAUUGAAACAACUUGAACGAGAAAAUGAAGAAUUGAGAAAAAUGAUUCAUUCCAACAACAACAACACGUUUACAAAGGAACCUCUAGUCUCCUCUGAAAAUGCUGUAAAAAAGCCUUCCAUCAUUCAAUCUUGUUCAACAACAACAACAACAACGAAUACUACUUCUACGACUCAUUCUAAUAACAACAUGGAAUCAAAUACCAUCAUCCCCAAUACCAUCACGACAACUCUCACUUAUCGAAGUCAUGUUAAAAAUGCAACCAAUCAUGAUGAGGACAUGAAUGAUGAACGUGAGGUAAUGAUGGCUAACAAGUAUUUCAAUAUUCCAAGCAAUAAUGACCAUCCAUCAACCAUAUCAUUCACACCUCUUCAUCAUGCAUCCAACAUGACAAUGGACACAACAGAACAACACAAGAAUCACUCUUCCACAACAGAACAACACAAGAAACAUUCCUCUUCUCAUCAUUCCAUUCAUGAAUCAUGGAGUGUUCAACAAUUUAAAAAAUUAAUCAUUUCCUUAAUCUUUCUCUAUUGGACCUAUCUGUCACAUAAUUUUAGAGAAAUUAGAAAACGUAAAUUAGCCUAUCUUUUAGGUGUUGGAUCAUGUGUGGUGGUGGUAUUUGUUGUUUGUGUUUCAUUAACAGUAUUACAACAAGUUCCAAUUAUAUUUUUAAGAUUGGCAGAAAAUAACAAAUUUGAAGCAGAUAUGGUCAUUACUCCAUCCAAUGCCAUCUCUUCAACAACAGCAUUUAAUUUAACAGCAAUGGAAGAGAACAUUAUCCGAGCAACAGGACAAGAAGAUUAUACCCUAAAAUAUUCUUAUCAUUCUCCUAGAAUUGAAUUAAGUUCUUUAAAUAUUUAUUCAAGUUCAUCAUGUAAAACUGAAAAUUCAAACAAUGGUCUCUCAUUACCAUCCUAUAUCGAUUCUUUUGAUGAUAUGGAUAAGAUUUCAUGGUUCUAUAAUGGUAUUGUGAAUUCAUCAACAAAUACAUGUAGAAAAUCAUCUUCUUUUUGUGUACCAAAAUUUUGUACACAAGUGGUUAAGAGUAAUUUAUACAUUUUAGAUUUAGAGAGAGAACGUCGAAUGGAAUUUGGAAGAUCUUUUUCUUAUCCACUACUCUCAAAGAAUGAAGCUUAUGUUUCAAGUGUUAUGGCAUCUAAUUUGAAUUUAAAAGUUGGAGAUACUUUUAUUAUUCAAUUAAAUACUCGAGAAGUAUUGAAUGGACCAUUUAGAGAGGCUCAAGUCAUUUCAGAUCCUUCGAAUUCUACUCUCGUGGAUAAGAUUCUUAAAUUUAAUUCCUUUUUCUCAUUUCGAGUCAAAGACAUUCUUCCACAUAAUUUUAGAAAAAUGGAAUAUACAGUGAAAGAUUUUAUUUUUAUCGAGUACAAGUAUUUCCUACACUCCAUAGCACCCUAUUUAAAUCCAAAUCAAUAUUCAAAAGAAUCUCUCAUGAAUCUAACAAGAGUCAAUAUGGAUCAUUAUGCUAAAACGAUUUACUGGAAUUUGGCGCCAAGUCGAAUUCAAAAAUAUAAUUUACAACAAUAUACAGAUGUGAGAGCAUUGGUUGUAAAUUUUGCAUCUUCACUUUCCUAUUAUAUUGGAUUUGAUCAAAUAUCACAAUCAUAUCCAGUAUUACAAUUUUUGAAUAGUUUGAGAUUUGUUUCUCUAUUCCUUAGUCUCAUUAUUAAUGUCAUUAUUACUAUUUUGACAUUACUUUCUACUGUAUUGAUUUAUUCUCUAUUAAUGAUUAAUGUUGAGAAUAGAACCUUUGAAAUGGGAGUAUUGAGAAUGAUCGGAAUGCAUCGGAAAGGUUUAAUUCAAUUAAUUAUCAUACAAGCCUUUUUAUAUUCAAUCCCUGGAUUGGUGUUGGGUUUAGUGUUGGGAGGAGCAAGUUACGUGGGAGUGAGUUACUUGUUGGGACAUUUUUUUGAUACGAGUCUCUCAAAAUUACUUGAUCCCACAGGUGUUGGUGUUUCCAUUGCACUUGGAUUCGUCAUUCCCAUUCUCGCCAGUCUAUUACCCAUACGAUCUGCAUUGAGUCAAAAUCUUCAUGAUUCUCUUGACACUGAGAGAAGUAAAACCAAAUCCAUUGAAUAUUCCAUUGAGAGAAAUUCUGAGACAUCUGUUUCUCCAACAUUGAUUGCAGUUCCUCUUUUGGCUAUUAUUGCUGGUUUUUGUGUUUAUUAUUUCUUUCCAAGUGCAUUAUUAACAUUGAAUUUGAAUAUUCUAUUGAGCAUGUUCUUUGCAGUAUUAUUGGGAAUGUUAUUAGGACUUGUAGUGUUGGCACUUAAUUUGGAAAAUAUUUUAGAAACCAUUCUCACUCAUUUAUUACUUUUUUGGGAAAAUGUUGCAUUGAGACAAUUAAUUUUAAAGAAUUUAGUGACACAUCGAAUGAGAAAUCGUAAAACAACCAUCAUGUAUGCCAUGUCUUUGGGAUUUGUUAUUUUUGUAUCCAUUGCAUUUAAUUUACAAUUAGCAAAUUUUAAAUACAUUUCAUUACAAGAUUAUGGAACACGAUUGAUUGUGACAGAUAAUAAUAGUUUAGAAAUUUCAACCUAUUUGGCACAAUUGGAAUGGUAUUUGAUGAAUUAUCAUCGACAAGUAGUGAAAGAGGUUUCAUUCAUGUCCUAUCCUCUGACAUAUUCUACCAUGUAUUCAAAGAAUGAAAUUUCAACCAUGGGUGGUUAUCAAGCCUAUACACAAACCAUUCGAUGUGUUCCUCCCAAUUUCUUUCAAAUUGCAAAUCCAUACUUUUUAAUCACAGACAUGACCUCUCAUGAAAACUCAUUGAGUGAACAAUUAUACACCAUCUCAGGAUCACAGAGAAUGCUCAUUGGAACAGCUUACAAACAAUUACUCUCUUUAAAGAAUUUAGAACACAUGUUUGUAGUGAAAUUCACCACUCCUACUGAUCAAUUUCCAAUCUAUAAUUAUACCUUGAUGAAACCAAUGGCAUUUGUGAGUUCAUCACCUGUCUUUUUAUUUUCUGCAUUUCCAAGUUCAACUUCACAACCUGCUGUGGUGUCAUGUACAACGUAUAUGAGAAUGUCUAAUCGAACCUUUAACUCGAUGAUGGAUGUACCCAUUGAGAGAUUAUUUAUUGAUGUCUAUAGUAAUGCAACAGAACAACAAGUUAAGGCAUUUAAAGAUGAUUUCUCGAGUUAUAUUCGACUACUGAGUAUUAGUUUGAAAGAUGUAAAUGAUGAAAUGGAUACCAUUAAUGUUGCACUCGAUGCUACUAAUUUUCUAUUACUCUUUGUGACUGUACUCUCCAUGAUUAUGUGUUUCUUUAGUUUAGUUUCUUCACUCUACACUAACAUUCAAGAACAGACCAAAGAAAUUGCAAUUUUGAGAGCCAUUGGAUGUAAAAAGUUUUUUGUGACUCGACUCUAUGUCUAUGAAGCAUUGAUUUUGGUGUUAACAGCAUCAUUGAUCGGAAUUGUUAUUGGUUUUGUCAUUGGUUUUACCAUGAGUAUUCAAUCUAAUUUAUUUACAGAGCUGCCUGUGAGUGUGUAUGUUCCAUGGCAACUCAUUCUCAUUGUGGUUGGAUUGGCUUUCAUCAGUGCUUUCUUGAGUGCCUUCUUCCCAGUGACAUCCUUGUUGAGAAAUGGAAUUGUGACCUUGUUAAAGCGAAUGGUCACUUAG